Messenger RNA from Candidula unifasciata, 1026 nucleotides. NCBI's taxonomy places the organism in Eukaryota, Metazoa, Mollusca, Gastropoda, Stylommatophora, Geomitridae. The record is from the annotation of a GenBank genome assembly.
AUGUUUCGUCUACUCACUGAUGAGGAGACACAGGAUUUAAAAUGGGAGCUUCACUCAGAGCUGCCAGGAUCAGCAAAAAUCUAUUAUGUAUUGUGCAAUCACCUGGAUGGCUUACUAGCUGGCUUUGAAGCCAUUGUGGAUCAGUGGCCAAAUUGGACGAGUGUAAUUCUUCGACCACAGACCCAAGACUCUGUCCCGCAUUAUUUCCGGCAUUACUAUUUAUGUCACACCCGCAGUACAACAGACUUCAAGUUUUUUAUUCAGAGGCCAUGUGUAGUAGAUUGGACAAAGCCAGUGAUAUUUACAGGUAUUCCCUAUGAUUUGGUUGGAGUUAUACAAGAGAAAAGUAGAAAGGAACAAGGGGAGGUAACAUCAGUGGAACAUAGAUUCAUGUAUGCAUGGCUGAAAGAGGAGUUCCCUGAACCUGAAGUAGUCCCUGAAGAUCUGGAACUGACCGUUUUACAAGAAGACCAUGCAGAAGAUAUAUGUAAUCACUGGAAACAUUACCGUACCAACGAUGGUCUGGUGGACUACUUUCGCCAGGUGAUCAAACACUUUGACAGCAGUGCUAUUGUCACCACAGAGGGUCGACUGGUAGCGUAUAUAUGCAUGCAGUACAACGGCUCAAUGGCUAACCUUUUUGUUGAUCCAGAGUUUCACAGUGCUAACCUGGGGGUCAUCCUGCUGAAGGACCUGACUCGAAAGCUCCUUGUCAAGCACCAGACAGCUUAUGGUUUUAUAAAGACAAAAGAUUCUUCGUUCAUAUCUACAUGCCAGAAUAUUGGGUUCUCAUGGGUGGCACAAGGCAGUAUGUCCUGGGUCCAUUUUCGGCCCUUUAGUCUAAAACCCGGUUCUGGGGUUCCAAGAGUCCCUUCUGCUAGUAUUUUCUCCGAAACGACCGGAGAGGAGAGAAACAUAGAAGAGCUCAAAGAUUUGCAUCUCAAUGCUUUGCCAUUAUCUUGUAAUGAAUGUUCAGGCAUUCCUGUAGCAAACAAAACAGUCUGUGUGCAUGUGAGCACUAGUUGA